This is a messenger RNA of Leptinotarsa decemlineata (Colorado potato beetle), 1194 nucleotides long. RefSeq names its product NADPH-dependent diflavin oxidoreductase 1-like. Gene Ontology annotation, cellular component: cytosol. NCBI's taxonomy places the organism in Eukaryota, Metazoa, Arthropoda, Insecta, Coleoptera, Chrysomelidae. The record is from RefSeq and is a predicted model, not a curated record. Gene Ontology annotation, molecular function: FMN binding; flavin adenine dinucleotide binding; NADPH-hemoprotein reductase activity.
GACGUUCGCCUAAUAAAAUUUGCCUGUGAAAAUCAGAAAUAUGUUCCUGGAGACGUGUUUGUCUUCAGACCAAAAAAUCUUUCGUGGCAGGUGGAAGAGUUCAAGAAAGUACUGUCAUCGAAUGGUGUGAUUAUUCCUCCAGAAACUGUGAUAGCAGUCAGUAAAAAUGAUCAGAACGUUCCUGUACCUGAAGUAUUGAAAUAUGAAGUGACAUUUGAACAGCUGUGUAGCGAGUAUUUUGAUCUGAUGGCAAUACCCAGAAGAUAUACUUUUAAUGUAUUAGCUCAGCUGACGGAUAGUGAGUUAGAGCGAGAAAAAUGUUUAGAAUUUACAACAGCAGAGGGCCAAACUGAUUUGUAUUCCUACACAUACAAACCCAGGAGAAACAUAGUUGAAGUAUUGAGCGAUUUUCCAAACGCUACAAAAAACUUGACCCUCGACAAGCUUCUGGAAAUAGUACCUCCUAUAAAACCCAGGGAGUUUUCUAUCGCAAGUAGUAAUAAAGUGCAUCAUAACGAGGUUCAUAUACUACUUGCUGUAGUUAGAUAUAAAACAAAGCUAGUGAAAGAGAGAUUUGGUUUGGGAUCGAACUGUUUAGCGGGAUUAAGAAGUGGGGAUAGCGUAACGUCAUGGAUUAAAAAGGGUUCUUUCAAGUUCCCGAAGGAUUACGAGAGACCAGUCAUAAUGGUGGGGCCUGGGACUGGUGUAGCUCCUUUUAGAAGUUAUGCGUUUGAACGAUAUGUAGAAAAUAAUUCAAAUCCGAAAAAUCUCAUUUUAUUUUAUGGUUGUCGUCAUCCCAAACAUGACUUUUUAUGUAAAGAAGAUUUCGAGUUUUUAGCUGAACAGAAAAGGCUAUCGUUCAUUCCUGCAUUCUCAAGAGAAGGAGAAACAAAAGUGUAUGUUCAAGACAAAAUAUUUGAAAAUAAACUACUAGUUUGGGAGGCAUUGCAGAAAGAUGCAUUUAUUUUUGUGGCAGGUAAUGCAAGAAACAUGCCGCAGGGAGUUAGACAAGCUUUUAUAGAAGUCAUCAGAGAAUGUGGAGUUAUGACAUUGGAAAAUGCAACACAUUAUGUAGAAAAUAUGGAGAAAAGUGGUCGAUAUCAAAUUGAGUGCUGGUCAUAAUAGUGAAUUCACACUUCGUGAUUUUAAUUGUAAAUUCUACCAAUAAAUAUUUGUUGUUGACUGUUAUCAAAA